This is a messenger RNA of Colletotrichum navitas, 1303 nucleotides long. RefSeq names its product short-chain dehydrogenase/reductase. Bases 22 to 1041 code for a protein of 339 amino acids. The record is from RefSeq and is a predicted model, not a curated record. NCBI's taxonomy places the organism in Eukaryota, Fungi, Ascomycota, Sordariomycetes, Glomerellales, Glomerellaceae. Gene Ontology annotation, molecular function: oxidoreductase activity. The transcript has 5 exons.
GCAAGGCGGCGUAAAUGCGGGAUGUCGCAAUCUCAUGUGAGGGGGGUCAGACCACCCCUCAGGGCGACGGCAUUUAAGGCUCUUGUUGCACUUCCGGCUGCUAUAGAUAUCCUUCCAUUCUGCAGCCCAGGCUUUCAUCUCACGCUCAUAUAUAACCUCCUUAAGAGAAAAACACUCAGAUCUGAAAUGGCGUCCGCAAACAUCAAUGCUGCUGACCUCUUCAGCGUCAAAGGCCUUAUUGCCGUCGUAACCGGUGGGGGUACUGGUAUCGGACUCAUGAUUGCACAAGGACUCGAAGCAAAUGGUGCAACUGUGUACAUUAUUGGCCGCCGGAAGGAAGCUUUGGAGAAAGCAGCCAGCACCGCAAAACAUGGCAAUAUCCGCAUUAUCCAAGGUGAUAUCACUCAAAAAAGUGACCUUGAGCGAGCUGUUUCCCAAAUCAAAGAGGCCCACGGGUAUGUCAACGUUGUCAUCGCCAACUCGGGAAUAACAGGCCCGACGCUCCAGGGCCUACCUGCGAACCCAACGAUCACUCAGUACCGUGACUUCAUACUCGGCUGGGACCAGAAAGACUUCACGGAGACUUUCGCCGUCAACACCACGGGCGUGUUUUUCACUGUGGCAGCAUUCCUUGAACUGCUUGACGAGGGCAACAAACGCGGCAACUUCAAACAGAGGAGUCAAGUGAUUGCGACAAGUAGUAUCGGCGCUUACAACCGCCAACCGAUGGGAUUCGCCUAUGGAGCAUCGAAGGCAGCCGUGGUACACAUGCUCAAGCAACUAAGCACGGUUUUAGUACCCUUCAGCAUCCGCGCAAAUGUGAUUGCACCAGGAUUCUACCCGAGUGAAAUGACUACAGGAAUGUUGAAAUCGCACAGUGGCGGCUGGGAGAAGUCAGUCAUUCCGGAGGAGAGGGUUGGAGAUUUGGAGGAUAUGGCUGGUGCGGUACUCUUCAUGGUCAGUAGAGCGGGCGCAUACACCAAUGGCAAUGUGCUUGUCACGGACGGUGGAAGACUGGGCGUGGUGCCAUCGAGCUACUAGGCUCUCGAAGAAUCAAACCUCGGUUCGCUUGCCCGAGCGAAUCAUCUCCGGCUUGUGUCUAGUCGAAUGCCAGGCUUGCCGAAUGCGAAACUUGUCGAACGCGCUGUACGCAUCAAGUAUAACUUGUAUUCCGUAUGAGCUCAUUAAAAGAAGCCACUAUAUUCCUAUCCGUGUCACACCUACUCCGCCCAUGUGAGAGCCAGUCUUUAUGAGUUGCUCCAUUCUUACUGAGUCCAAGUUGUCAUUUCAACUUACCUUGGGU